UGAUGGGUACUGAUAGACGGCACUGACUGGCAUCACUGCUGGGCACUGACUGGCGGCACUGACUGGCACAACCACUGGACACUGACUGGUGGCACUGACUGGCAGCACUGCUGGGAUGCACUGGUGGGUGGCACUGGUGGGCAGCACUGGUGGGUGGGCACAGGUGGGUGGCACUGGUGGGCACAGGUGGGUGGGCACAGGUGAGUGGCACUGCUGGGCACAGGUAGAGUGGCACAGGUGAGUGCACUGCUGGGCACAGGUGGGUGCACUGCUGGGCACAGGUGGGUGAUCUGCUGGGCACAGGUGGGCG
Molecule: messenger RNA, 310 nt
Organism: Staurois parvus
Lineage: Eukaryota; Metazoa; Chordata; Amphibia; Anura; Ranidae
Source: the annotation of a GenBank genome assembly